Messenger RNA from Bacillus rossius redtenbacheri, 1146 nucleotides. RefSeq lists its product as uncharacterized. The record is from RefSeq and is a predicted model, not a curated record. The transcript is spliced from 2 exons. NCBI's taxonomy places the organism in Eukaryota, Metazoa, Arthropoda, Insecta, Phasmatodea, Bacillidae. Bases 1 to 1146 code for a protein of 381 amino acids.
AUGGAAAUCCUGGUCGGAGGCGUGGAGACGUGCGCCACCCAGCCCCCAACCCCCCGCCACAGGCGCAGAGACGUGCGCCACCCCGCCCCCAUCCCCCCGCCACAGGGGCAGAGACGUGCGCCACCCAGUCCCAACCCCCUGCCACAGGCGCAGAAGAGCGCGCCACCACGCCCCCUACCCCCGCCACAGGCGCGGAAGAGCGCGCCACCCAGCCCCCUACCCCCCGUUACAGGCACGGAGAAGAGCGCCACCCAGCCCCCUACCACCCGUUACAGGCACGGAGAAGAGCGCCACCCAGCCCCCUACCCCCCGCCACAGGCGCGGAGAAGAGCGCCACCCAGCCCCCUACCCCCCGCCACAGGCGCGGAGAAGAGCGCCACCCAGCCCCCUACCCCCCGCCACAGGCGCGGAGAAGAGCGCCACCCAUCCCCCAACACCCCGCCACAGGCGCGGAGAAGAGCGCCACCCAGCCCCCUACCCCCCGUUACAGGCACGGAGAAGAGCGCCACCCAGCCCCCUACCCCCCGCCACAGGCGCGGAGAAGAGCGCCACCCAGCCCCCUACCCCCCGCCGCAGGCGCGGAAAAGAGCGCCACCCAGCCCCCUACCCCCCGCCGCAGGCGCGGAGAAGAGCGCCACCCAGCCCCCUACCCCCCGCCGCAGGCGCGGAGAAGAGCGCCACCCAGCCCCCUACCCCCCGCCGCAGGCGCGGAGAAGAGCGCCACCCAGCCCCCUACCCCCCGUCACAGGCGCGGAGAAGAGCGCCACCCAGCCCCCUACCCCCCGCCGCAGGCGUGGCGAAGAGCGCCACCCAGCCCCCUACCCCCCGCCGCAGGCGCGGAGAAGAGCGCCACCCAGCCCCCUACCCCCCGCCGCAGGCGCGGAGAAGAGCGCCACCCAGCCCCCUACCCCCCGCCGCAGGCGCGGAGAAGAGCGCCACCCAGCCCCCUACCCCCCGCCGCAGGCGCGGAAAAGAGCGCCACCCAGCCCCCUACCCCCCGCCGCAGGCGCGGAGAAGAGCGCCACCCAGCCCCCUACCCCCCGCCGCAGGCGCGGAGAAGAGCGCCACCCAGCCCCCUACCCCCCACACAGGCGCGGAAGAGAGCACCAUCCUUUAGAAUUGGAAUGUCUACUGCUACAAAUUUAA